AUGCGUCCUUCUCUACAGCAGGUCGUUCGGCCUUUGUCCUGGACACGAGUCAUUCCUUGUAGGCAAACGCGCUAUGUUCAGAUUCGCACCGCGCCUUCGGGGGUGCCUUCGGUGAACGACCACCUGCCCCUCGCUAACACGCCCAGCUCUGUUGAAUCGCGAGAUGCGCGAUUUGACGUUGUUGGCGCUCCAUAUUCGCUCCUUUCGGUUUCACUCUCGGCGUCGCAAAACUUGUACACACGACGAGGAACACUGGUUGGCUUGAGUGGAAAGGCGGAUAAUGUGAUUUCGACAUUGAGCGUUCUAGAACCUUUCCGCAGGGCUGUCGUUGGAGUGCCCUUCCUUUACCAGAAGGUCUCCUCCGCCACCCCCGUCACAGCUCUCGUCUCCGUUCGAUCACCCAACACUUCCUUCGCCGUUGUGAAUGUUAAUGGAUCCGUGGACUGGAUGGUUGCCCAAAGACGGGCUUUGCUUGCAUGGACGGGCCGGUCUCUGUCUAUCAAGCCGACUAUCAAUGCCAACAUGAGCUUGUCUCAUUGGGGUAGCUCCGAAGUCACCGGCCGAGGAUUAAUAGCCUUGGUUGGUAACGGACAGCUCUAUUCGGUUGAGUUGAAGGAGGGCGAGCAAUAUAUUGCGCACCCCAGCAAUGUCGUCGCCUACACCAUGUCCUCCAACCCUCCCCGUCCCUACCGCUUCAAAUCCACAACCCUCAGCUUCCAAGUCCCAGGCUUGAAGGCUCUCCCAAGCCUUUUCCAGAAGGCCAAGUUUGUCCGCGACAUGUCCGAUUCCAAAGCAUACAAGACCACCAUGGCGUGGUUCCACAAGUUGCGUACCUGGUCUCGUAUGACCAUCUGGGGAGAUAGACUCUUCAUGCAGUUCGAUGGUCCCACAACUAUCCUUGUCCAAUCUCGCGGCCCUCGUCUUAACGACGUUUUGUCGGGAGAUGAAGUUAACGAGAUUGCUGGCACCCCUCGGGGCCUGACCUCCUCCCCUUAUCAGACCAACGAAGCUGAGAAGACCGAGUCCAAGUCCGCCGGCAACGCCUCGGACCUUGAGCGCUCGUUAGACCAACUGGAGCAGGAAAUCCGGGGAACCAGCCAGAGCGUUGCGAAGGUUCGCAAAGAUGGCAAGGUGGAAAUUGAAGAAGUUGGUCGCAACUAG
This is a messenger RNA of Penicillium antarcticum, 1161 nucleotides long. Its product is annotated as AIM24 family protein. The record is from RefSeq and is a predicted model, not a curated record. Gene Ontology annotation, biological process: inner mitochondrial membrane organization. The transcript is spliced from 7 exons. Bases 1 to 1161 code for a protein of 386 amino acids. NCBI's taxonomy places the organism in Eukaryota, Fungi, Ascomycota, Eurotiomycetes, Eurotiales, Aspergillaceae. Gene Ontology annotation, cellular component: mitochondrial inner membrane.